GCAAAGUUUGUGUAUAAAACAGUAUAGGCGGUCAAACUGGUGGAUUGUUUGACUUAUAGGGGAAUAGCAACUAUGGCAACGUGCUCAGCUUGUCAGGCAAAUCGGUUGGGUCGUACCUUAUGUUUAUUUACGAAAAACUAUGUUUGGAGGCAACCGUCGACGAAUCGAUAUUACGGUUCACGCAUACAACUUGUUAAAACACACGCCCCAGUGACAGUGCUGAAGAACGAUGACUCGGUAGCUCUACGUGUUGUUUCACGCAAGAGAGGUCGAAAUAUUCUGGAGAGACCGGGUGUGAUAAGACCAGAAGAAAUGAACAGAGAACAACUUGUACAGUAUCUUAAAUCACAGAUUGUUUAUGACGAAGAUGGUGUUCUUGCUCUAAACAAACCAGCUGGCCUGGGAGUGCACUCACAGCGUGAAGACUUGGAUACAGCUGAUCACCAAUGGAGUCUUCUCGAAGUCCUGCCAGAUUUGAAGCAUCAGAUCGGGGAGAAACAUUUACAGUUUGUCAAAGCACCUGAAAAAGAUUGUUCUGGUGUGACAUUGUUAGCGAAGACGCCCGAGAUUGCAGCUGAUAUUGAUCGAUCGUUAAAAGAAGCCAGAUUACGGCAGGUGUUCACCAGAGUCUUUUGGGCAGUAACAGUUGGUGUACCAUCUCCGCUCAGUGGAUUGAUAAAAGUACCAGUAACCAAUGAGGUGGUAGACGAUGAGCAUCAGGUUUCUCCUGUGAAAGACAGUUCAAAGAGAAGUUAUAAAAUGAGGAACACAAGGAAACUGCUAACUAAAUACAGAGUUAUUAGUGAAAGCAACCAGUGUGCACUAGUGGAGUUGAUGCCCUUGAAAGCAUAUAAGGACCAACUAAGAGUUCACAUGACAACUAAGCUCUGUCGUAUCCUAGGAGACCAUGUGUAUUCCUCUCGCAUUCAAACAAUACUGGGAAUUCCUGUUUUGAUUGAUGCACGGAAUGCUAUGCCCGGAACUCAGGUUCUAUCUGAAGAAGUAAGACACAGAAUGAACUUAACCUCUGCAGUGAUAGACAGCAUACCACUCCACUUACACUGCGUUGCCAUGACACUGCCCAGCUGGAAGAAGAAAGAAGACCUCAUAAUCUCAGCUCCUUUACCAAAAUACUUCUGGAAGACACUGAAGCUAUUGGACAUUGAACACCCUCAAAUUUCUUCUGAACUGUUUCGUUGAUUUAGGAAGGUGGUGGCAGCAAUAUAUGCAAGAUGAUUUCCCACAAAGUGUCUGAACUCAUGUCCUUUUAGACCAAUAAAAUUAAUAAUUUUCA
Saccoglossus kowalevskii is the source of this 1294-nucleotide messenger RNA. RefSeq names its product mitochondrial mRNA pseudouridine synthase RPUSD3-like. The record is from RefSeq and is a predicted model, not a curated record. Gene Ontology annotation, molecular function: RNA binding; pseudouridine synthase activity. Gene Ontology annotation, biological process: pseudouridine synthesis. Lineage: Eukaryota; Metazoa; Hemichordata; Enteropneusta; Harrimaniidae.